CGGGGCAGAGGCAGGGAGCGAGCCGGCGAGCCAAUGAGAAGGAGACAUCCACUCCCCUCUGUCCUGCCCGGCUCGGCUCAGCUCGGCGCGCCCUGUAAUUAGGAGCUCUAGUUGGGUUGGGCGCCGCCACGGUGGACAGCCCGGCUGCUGCGUCAAGGGAGUUUGGGAACGCCAGCUCCAGAUAGCGAGGAGCACUCCUGGUUUAGAGCACGCGGAAACAUGAACGGACAGUCCUCACCUGUCUUCGAAGAGAAGAAACCAUCCCUCCCUAUGGCCGGGAGCUCCAUCUCGGCCACCAAGGACUCCCCGACCCUGCCGGAGUCCUCGUCCACAGACAUGGGUUUCUACAGCGGCCAGAGCGCGCUCCACGGCUCGCAGGAUUUCUACCCGGCGGCGCAGCAGCCGUACUCCGCUCAGCACAUGAACCCGUACGCGUACCACCACUAUAACCUCCACGGGAUGGGUCCCGGGGGAGCCUACCCUGUGGGGAAGGCAGAGUACCCGUACCCCCCCUCAGCGUACAGGGAGCACGGCGCGUUCAGCAGGGAGGCGCAGGCAGCGCUGCAGGACGUGAAAGAGGAACCAGACGUGGAGGUUCGGAUGGUCAACGGGAAGCCCAAGAAGGUCCGCAAGCCACGGACCAUCUACUCCAGCUACCAGCUGGCGGUCCUGCAGAGGAGGUUCCAGACGGCGCAGUACCUGGCCCUGCCGGAGCGCGCCGAGCUGGCCGCGCAGCUGGGCCUCACGCAGACGCAGGUCAAGAUCUGGUUCCAGAACCGUCGCUCCAAGUUCAAGAAGCUCUACAAGAACGGAGAGUUUCCACUCGGGGAAAUUCCUCUUGAACACAGUCCGGACGCCAGCGACUCCAUGGCCUGCAACUCUCCUCCGUCCCCCGCCGUGUGGGAAAACAACAACAGCAACAACAACAACAACAACAACAACAACAACAACAACAACAACAGCAGCAGCAACAACAAGAGCAACGCAAUGAUGGAUCCCACCAGCAGGGGGCAGGGUCCCUAUCAGCCGCCCGUCGACUCCUCGCCCGCCUGCAUGGGCGAGUACACGCACCAGGACUGGUACCAGCAGCAGGGCGCACACUUAGGUCUGCCACAGUCGGGCCACCACACGCCAUCAGCAGCGGCAGCAGCGUCCGCCGCGCAGAGUCUGGGCGCCGUCUACUGACGCUCAACAGUCUGACUCCAGCGCGCUGGGGGGAUUUUGGUUUUCUUUUUUGGAUGACUUGGAGCGCUGUGGUGACCGGCAACACCUGACAGCGAUCAUCAGACACGAGUCAUGACUGUAAAACCUGACACACAUGUCGUAAAAACGGCUUUCGGAUAGUAAACGUGGAUUAAAAACAAGUGGCGUCCUCAGCUGCCCCGUCCGCUCUCGAGUUUACGAUCUCAUAACAAAGACGUCGGGGUGAUGGAUGCGCCUUUUUUCUGUGCUGAGACUGAUACUGAUUUUUAAUUUUUUUUUUUAAAUUUCAAAUCACUGAUAACAGACAAUAUUUUAUUUAAUAUUUUAAAUAUGACGAUAUUUAUGCCAUUUUUCAGGAUUUUGCAUCGGUUCAGUCUUCCCUUAAUUCUUUUUAUUUCUGGAAACAGCUUCUGACAGCAUUUUCCCUCUGAACUGAAUACUACUGAAACUUUUCAGGCUUUGCAGCAAAUUUAAAGAUAUGUUUUCUUUUUCUUUUGUUUUUUUGUCUUUACGGAGAGCAGGACAGGAGCGUGUCACAGGCGAACACUGAGGGCUGAAACCAUCAAAUAUCAGCCAAACUGAUGUGACCCGUGAGCGGAGGAGAUUUUACAAAGUGAAUUUAACCCCUUAAUCCUUUGAAACCUUAGCAAAUGGAUUUGAUUUGGGGAGGAAAAAAC
Plectropomus leopardus (leopard coralgrouper) is the source of this 1880-nucleotide messenger RNA. RefSeq names its product homeobox protein Dlx3b-like. Gene Ontology annotation, biological process: epithelial cell differentiation; regulation of transcription by RNA polymerase II; embryo development. The record is from RefSeq and is a predicted model, not a curated record. Gene Ontology annotation, molecular function: RNA polymerase II cis-regulatory region sequence-specific DNA binding; DNA-binding transcription factor activity, RNA polymerase II-specific. Lineage: Eukaryota; Metazoa; Chordata; Actinopteri; Perciformes; Serranidae.